This is a messenger RNA of Adineta steineri, 825 nucleotides long. NCBI's taxonomy places the organism in Eukaryota, Metazoa, Rotifera, Eurotatoria, Adinetida, Adinetidae. The record is from the annotation of a GenBank genome assembly.
AUGACAACAACAACAGCUCGACCCUGUGGUGUUAUUACAUGUGAAAUUGCUUCUUGUGCUAUGUGUCACUGUUGCCAAAACGAUUUAUGUCUCGAUCAUUUAAAAGAACACAAAGACUGUCUCAAUGAAAAAUUGAUUCCAUUAACUAAUCAAAUCAAUACAGUUUUGGAUAAACUGGAGCAUAUUACACCGACUUCUUUACCUAAUUUUAUAAUGCUUGAACAAUGGCGCAAUGCAGCUCAUCAAACAAUUGCUCGAUACUACCAACACAUGCGAGCUGAGCUGUUUGAACAUGCUAAAACAAAACCACUCGAAAAACUUCAUGCAACACGAAAUACACUGGAACAACUUAUUCGAAUGCAAGGAGCUACCCGUGAAAAUAUCGAUAUAUUGACCAAAGAUAUUGAACUGAUUGACAAAAAUUUUAAUGAUCUUCAAAAGAUUUCGAUUAAUUUACGUCCUUUAGUUAUUGAUAAAAAUACUAUUAAUCAAUCAAAUCCUUCCGACAAAUUACAACAUGAAUCUAAGAGAAAGAAGUUAUCAGUAGACCCUUUGGUUGAACAAAAUGAACUUGAAGCACUUCAAAAUGGAAUUGCUUUUCAAAUCUUUGUUGAACUAGAGAUUGGUAAACAAAUAGUUUUAGUGGUAAAACCAUCAGAUACAAUUAUAGAAGUUAAACACAAAAUUUUCAAUAAACUAGGCAUACCAAUAGAUGAACAACGUCUUAUACAUAUGGGCAAAAUUCUCAUAGACAAUUACAAUAUUGCUACUUAUGAUAUUCGAAGUCUAACAGCUAUAUAUUUUGCUCGAGCACGAAAAGAGUAA